UUCGCUUCCGGGUCAAACAGAACCUCCUGCUCUCCGGGAGGAGUGGAGGUGCCCCGCUGUCCACGUUAUCUUCUCCCAGAGCGAUCGAGCCUUAAGAGUCCAGAGGCGAGAAACUACGUCUCUCCCAGGCAAAGAAAGACGAGCCCUGGGCACGGGCAGCAGCUGGGCCGCGCCGGGGAGGGCCGGCGGCUCUGCCCCUUCGCUCGCAGCGGUCUGGGGACUGGGUGCCGGCGCUGAGGGGCCCCCAGCGCACCGCCAGCCCCUUCCCUGGCUCCCCUGCCCACCCUGCCGGGGAGGGCGGAAGAUGCCAGUGAAGAAGAAGAGAAAGUCCUCCGCGGUGGCAGCGGCAGUAGCGGAAGACGGAGGCCUCAAGAAGUGUAAAAUCUCCAGCUAUUGCAGAUCCCAACCCCCUGCUAGACUAAUAAGUGGAGAGGAACAUUUUUCAAGCAAGAAGUGCCUGGCUUGGUUUUAUGAGUAUGCAGGUCCUGAUGAAGUUGUAGGGCCAGAAGGAAUGGAAAAAUUUUGUGAAGACAUUGGUGUUGAACCUGAAAAUAUUAUUAUGUUAGUUUUAGCGUGGAAAUUGGAGGCUGAAAGCAUGGGAUUUUUUACCAAGGAAGAAUGGUUAAAGGGAAUGACUUCAUUACAGUGUGAUUGCACAGAAAAGUUACAGAACAAAUUUGACUUUUUACGCUCACAGCUGAAUGAUAUUUCAUCGUUUAAGAAUAUAUACAGAUAUGCCUUCGAUUUUGCAAGGGAUAAAGAUCAGAGAAGCCUUGAUAUUGAUACUGCUAAAUCUAUGUUAGCUCUUCUGCUUGGGAGGACAUGGCCACUGUUUUCAGUAUUUUACCAGUACCUGGAGCAAUCAAAGUAUCGUGUUAUGAACAAGGAUCAGUGGUACAAUGUAUUAGAAUUCAGCAGAACAGUCCAUGCAGAUCUUAGUAACUACGAUGAAGAUGGUGCUUGGCCUGUUCUUCUUGAUGAAUUUGUUGAGUGGCAAAAAAUCCGUCAAACAUCAUAGCAAGAACUGUUGUGAAGAAAAUGCAAACUUUUUGAUUCCCAUAUGUAUACAAGCUAAUGAGUUGAGGGGAAAAGAUCGAAAGGGUGCAUUUUCAUUCAUACGAAAGACUGAUAGUAUUUUUUUUCCUUUUUUUUAAAGGAAGUUUCUUGUUACAUGUGAUGGGCAUUGAACCACACCUCUUCUGAGACUGAAUAUUGACAUUUUUGUUUCAAGUUAUGUUUUUAACAAUAAAGAUUCAGAUUUGUGACAAAGGCCUUAAAGUGAAGAUGUCC
Molecule: messenger RNA, 1290 nt
Organism: Chinchilla lanigera (long-tailed chinchilla)
Lineage: Eukaryota; Metazoa; Chordata; Mammalia; Rodentia; Chinchillidae
Gene: Dcun1d5
Product: DCN1, defective in cullin neddylation 1, domain containing 5
Exons: 8
Coding region: 305-1018 (237 amino acids)
Biological process (GO): positive regulation of ubiquitin-protein transferase activity; protein neddylation
Cellular component (GO): ubiquitin ligase complex
Molecular function (GO): ubiquitin-like protein binding; cullin family protein binding; ubiquitin conjugating enzyme binding
Source: RefSeq, a predicted model, not a curated record